Molecule: messenger RNA, 2066 nt
Organism: Xylona heveae TC161
Lineage: Eukaryota; Fungi; Ascomycota; Xylonomycetes; Xylonales; Xylonaceae
Product: PLP-dependent transferase
Exons: 2
Coding region: 405-2066 (553 amino acids)
Biological process (GO): molybdopterin cofactor metabolic process
Molecular function (GO): molybdenum cofactor sulfurtransferase activity
Source: RefSeq, a predicted model, not a curated record
AGCGAAGGUACAACUCAAGCAUACCUACCUUAAGGUAAGUACAAGUUUCGGUUAGACUUUAAGCACGACGACAAAUAACGUCGCCUCCGCUGAAACCUUCAUUAUCCACGUACUCAGCCACGUGCCGGUAAGCUUCAAUGAUUACUAUUUUGAGGGAGCUGAAAGCGGGGUUCUUCUCCUUGCAUUCUAGCGGAGCAUUUAUAGCGGUAUGACCUAUAGACAGGGGUAACAAAAGAUUGCAAUGAUACCAUACUUGACCUUUAUGCGGAUUUCAAACCUGAGACCGCAGCUUAUCGGUGGAGAAAAAGGUCCGUUGAACUGGGAAACAGGACAAUUAAUGUUUCUUAGACUCACGUUCUUUUCCUAGACUUGACCAUGGGCAUUAUCGUGCAAGAGGCAACACUAUGACAGAGCAUUUGGUACCUUGUGCUGCCAAUAUGGCAUCUUACAAUGCAGAAGAGAUUCGGGAGCGCGAGUACCCUCAACUUCAAGGCAGAAUUUACCUGGAUCAUGCAGGAACAACACUUUAUGCCAAAUCACUCAUUGAGACUCACUGCAGGGACCUGGUUGACAAUCUCUAUGGGAACCCCCACUCGGAUAACUCACCCUCAAAACUCUCGGGUCAGCUUGUCGAGGAUAUUCGAGACAAGGCUUUGCGGUUCUUUGGAGCCAGUUCCACGGAUUUUGACCUUGUCUUUGUCGCUAAUUCCACCGCUGGCAUGAAGUUGGUUGGUGAGUCCAUAGCCAGCUACUCGCAACGGACCCUGUCUUCUGCACCUUUAAACCCCCUGGGAAGUGGCGCAAACAAUGGUUUUGGCUUCCAAUAUUUCUAUCAUCAAGAUUCACAUACUAGCUUAGUGGGACUCCGUGAACUGGCUUUGUCUGGAAGCACCUGCUUGCGUAAUGACCAUGAUGUGACGCAAUGGAUUCGAAACUUUCAAGCAGAAAACUCUGGGGCUCAGGUCGGACCGAUUGUUCUGCCUGACGACAUCCGUGCAUUGAAAUGUCGCAGCCAGAUAUAUACCCUUUGGGAUGCAGCAGCAUUAGCCACCACCUCAUCAAUUGACCUUUCAAGUAGCGCCACAGCGCCUGACUUUACAGUCGUAUCAUUCUACAAGAUCUUCGGUUAUCCUGACCUAGGAGGUUUGAUUAUCCGCAAGGCUGCGACGCACAUGUUCCAAUACCGCAGGUACUUUGGAGGAGGCACGGUGGAUAUGGUGACCAACUACCCCUCAGCCCAAGACGCUCCAUGGUAUGCCAACAGAACCGGGCCGCCGCACGAAUAUCUAGAGGACGGAACGCUUCCUUUCCACAAUAUCUUUGCUCUCUCGCACGCGAUCGACAAGCACAUGGAGCUUUUCAAUAGCAUGCAUUGCAUUUCUUCCCACACCAGCAAUCUAAUCCAUGAAACAUAUCGCGCCCUAAGAAAUCUCAAGCAUGCAAACAGUACGCCGCUCUGCCAGAUCCUCUACAAUUCAAAUCUCGGACAUUUUGGCGAUUCUCGAACCCAGGGGCCAACAAUAGCAUUUUCCGUUCUUAGUCCAUCGGGUCGCCCUUAUGGAUAUGUUGAUGUGGAGCGUGCCGCAGAUCGGGCUGGAAUUUAUGUACGUAGCGGCAGUGUAUGUAAUCCAGGAGGAAUGGUGUAUCUGGGUUGGGAGCAGAUGGAGGAUAUGCAACGAGCGUGGAAUGCUGGCCACCGGUGCUCAAACCCUGUACAAGAAAUCGACGGUAUGCCGACGGGGAUUAUUCGGGUCAGCCUUGGCGCGAUGAGUACAAUAGCUGACGUGAAUGGUUUUGUAAAAUGGUUGAAGGAAACCUACUUGGACCAUUCCCUCGAUGUUGAGAUGGAUACUGGUUUGAACGUCCACAAAGUACACCAGAAAACAUUGCUGAUAAGACAGGCAAGCGCUACGAAGCAUCACUUCAUCGGUCCCUCCAACGCCAUAACCGGCAAAGUCAACCCUAUCAAAAAGGGAAAAGGUCAUGAUCAAAAUCAUGGGGAGAGAAAAUCAAAGUUCUUAGUAUCGAGGGUUCGAAGAGCAUGGCACUUUUGUCUUGGACCGUGA